UCGCUCACUGGCCCGGAUGUGGGGGAGGUGGAGAACGGGAAGCAGGGACCGAGAGGAGAAGAAGUGUGUAUAAUGAGCCCGCUGCUGCAGCGCUGCUCGCUCGGCUGCCUGGUGACAGCUUUCGGCUCAUUUUCCGCUUCCCGAAACAAACUCGUCACACAAGCAGCAGCAGCGGCGCCUCGUCUGUAUUACUCGAGAAAAACGAUGCACUAUCAGACGGAGGAGAGAGGACGCCCCCAUUCUCCCGACUACCGGAUUUAUUUUAAAACAUCCCAAGGAAAAUACAUUUCACCAUUCCAUGACAUUCCACUUGUAGCGGAGACAGAGCAGGGCAAUGAUGUGCCAGCUAAAAAACCCAAGAAGAAUGAGAGUGAGGUGCUCUUUAACAUGGUUGUGGAGGUACCUCGAUGGUCAAAUGCUAAAAUGGAGAUUGCAACAAAGGAACCGCUGAACCCGAUCAAACAAGACGUAAAGAAAGGAAAGCUCCGGUAUGUUGCCAACAUAUUUCCCCAUAAAGGUUACAUUUGGAAUUAUGGGGCACUCCCACAGACAUGGGAGGACCCAGACCACACAGACAAAGAGACAAAGUGUUGUGGUGAUAAUGAUCCUAUUGACGUCUGUGAGAUCGGCACCCAGGUGUGCCUUCCAGGUCAGGUGAUCCAAGUGAAAGUGCUUGGAAUCUUGGCCAUGAUUGAUGAAGGGGAAAUGGACUGGAAGGUCAUUGCCAUCAAUGCUGAGGAUCCAGAUGCCAAAAAUCUGAAUAGCAUAGAGGAUGUCCGCAAGAGCAGGCCUGGUCAUUUAGAGGCCACGGUCGACUGGUUUAGGAAAUAUAAAGUGCCUGAUGGAAAGCCUGAGAACCAGUUUGGAUUCAAUGGACAAUUCAAAGACAAGGACUUUGCUGUUGAGAUCAUUAAGUCUACCCAUGAGCACUGGAGGGCACUAGUGCAGAAGCAGACAAAUAGUGGAGGGAUCGCAUGCAAAAAUAUCUCCUGCUGUGAGAGCCCUUUCAAAUGCAGUGCAGAUGAGGCCAGAGACGUGGUCAAAUCGGCCCCAGCAUUUGGCAGCGCCCAUCCUGUGUCUCCAGAAGUGGAUAAGUGGCAUUUUGUCUGACAGUAUAUGGAGACCAACAAAAUGCUGAACAUCAUAUGAAGAAACGGCAUCUUUUGUAUGAUGCUGGAUUUAUUUUUGGUAAGAACUCAUUCUCAGAUGUAAAAAGUGUCAUCUAUAUUUACCAUCCAAUAAUUUGUUGAAAAAAGAAACUGUUAAUAGCCAUACACUGAAAAUAUGAGCUGGUGAAAAUCUGUACUUUCAUAAUGCUGCAUACAGAACCAGAAGUGAGAUGUCUUUUUCUGUGCCAUGUUGGACUCCAGAUCGAUUUAUUGUUGGAAACACCAAUUCUAAUGUAGAUGUUAAUCACAGAAAGAAUUGGUCUCCUUUCUAUUGAAUUGUAAAUUAUGUUGUAUGUGUACUGCAGUAUUUUUGUGGCAAGGUCCAACCUUGUAUAAGACUGAAAGUUAUGACAAUAUGCUUUAAGUUGUUUUUUAGACUGUAAUCAGUUUUGUUAUUAUAACCACAAACACAACACAAUUUGGAUGUAACAAGUAAAAAAUACCUGGGUUAAUUAAAAAACUAAGGCUUGAACAUGACAUGAUCUCUUUCCAGUUUCAUCUGUAGUUCCACAUUUAAAAACUUAAACAUGUUGACAAUAAUGCAAAGACUUUAGAUAGUAGUAUUAACUUGGAGUAACAAAUCAAUUUGCUUUAAAUAAAUAUAAAUUUUAUUAAAAAAAACACCCACAUCUCAGCAAUAUCAGGAAUGAUAUAAUAAACAGCUUUCAAAUAAACUGCAUUCAGUACAUUACAAUACUUACAGUAUUAAUACCCAUCCUUAAUUCCAUUCUUUGUAGCAUACCAAACUUCAGGAGAACAAGGGAAGCCUUAAAAAAUAAAAUGACAGGCAAAAAGUUGCACAUUUUUUUUUUAAACCUUUAGUGUCUAACUGCAAAAAGACCAAGUGUGUAUCAACUGCUAGCUUAACCUUUGAGCUAGUUAAGCUCAAAAAGUCAUUCAAGUAAUGUUGAUUCACUCAGAAACACUCUGAAGCAUCUUCAAGUAUGGCUAUGCUUUUAACCCGCUAUAUCUUAGAUACCUCGGCUUUCUUAACCACAACCUGCUACUGUAGCUGGGUCCUGUACAACGAAAUUCAACAUUUUUUUUUUUUUUGUAAAUUUAUUUUACAAAACUGGAACAGUUAAAGAAAACUAAAACUUCUAAUGUCUGAGAGAACUGGAUACUAUAACUGUAAACAUUGCUGUGACAGUGAGCAUAAAUUUACAAAGA
This is a messenger RNA of Morone saxatilis (striped sea-bass), 2339 nucleotides long. It is a transcript of the gene ppa2, whose product is annotated as inorganic pyrophosphatase 2. Lineage: Eukaryota; Metazoa; Chordata; Actinopteri; Moronidae. Gene Ontology annotation, biological process: phosphate-containing compound metabolic process. The transcript has 12 exons. The record is from RefSeq and is a predicted model, not a curated record. Bases 73 to 1110 code for a protein of 345 amino acids. Gene Ontology annotation, molecular function: magnesium ion binding; inorganic diphosphate phosphatase activity. Gene Ontology annotation, cellular component: cytoplasm.